Messenger RNA from Vitis riparia (riverbank grape), 901 nucleotides. Its product is annotated as GTP-binding protein YPTM2. The coding region runs from base 1 to 612 and encodes 203 amino acids. The record is from RefSeq and is a predicted model, not a curated record. NCBI's taxonomy places the organism in Eukaryota, Viridiplantae, Streptophyta, Magnoliopsida, Vitales, Vitaceae. Gene Ontology annotation, molecular function: GTPase activity; GTP binding. The transcript has 8 exons.
AUGAAUCCCGAGUAUGAUUACCUUUUCAAGCUUUUGCUCAUUGGAGAUUCUGGUGUUGGCAAAUCAUGUCUCCUCCUGAGGUUUGCUGAUGAUUCAUAUCUCGAGAGUUACAUAAGCACCAUUGGGGUUGACUUUAAAAUUCGCACUGUGGAACAGGAUGGAAAGACCAUCAAACUGCAAAUUUGGGACACUGCUGGGCAAGAACGUUUUAGGACGAUCACUAGCAGCUACUAUCGUGGAGCACAUGGAAUUAUUGUGGUUUAUGAUGUGACGGAUCAAGAAAGCUUCAACAAUGUCAAGCAAUGGUUGAAUGAAAUUGACCGCUAUGCGAGUGAGAAUGUAAACAAGCUUCUGGUCGGAAACAAGUGUGACCUCACAGCAAACAAGGUUGUGUCUUAUGAGACAGCCAAGGCAUUUGCUGAUGAAAUUGGAAUUCCUUUCAUGGAAACAAGUGCCAAAAAUGCCACCAAUGUAGAACAGGCUUUCAUGGCCAUGGCUGCUGAGAUCAAGAACAGGAUGGCUAGCCAACCAGCCAUGAACACUGCCAGGCCUCCAACGGUGCAGAUCCGAGGACAGCCCGUCAACCAGAAGUCUGGUUGCUGCUCUUCUUGAAUGGAAAAAAGUAUUGGUUGGGAUGUGAUGCCUGUGUUUGAUCUCCGUGGCAUGUAAAAUUAGUUGUUUUUAAUGCUCUGAUAUGAAGAAGACUCUUCCUCAUGAUUUCUGUUUCUUAUCAGUUUCAGCACUUUGUUAAAACUUCCAUUCUUUUCAAUGUAAUUUGAUUUUAAAGAACUGUCUGUACAAAUUAGGAAUGCCGGUGAAUAGCAGUCAUUGCCUUUAUUCUGUUAACGCUUUCUGCAACAGUGAUCACAGUCUAAAUAACCAGGCACCUAUGAUUCUAUUA